Messenger RNA from Equus caballus (horse), 6864 nucleotides. The record is from RefSeq and is a predicted model, not a curated record. Lineage: Eukaryota; Metazoa; Chordata; Mammalia; Perissodactyla; Equidae.
UAGUUCUAUUCUUAAUUUUUUGAGGAAUCUCCAUACUGUUUUCCAUAGUGGCUGCACCAGUUCACGCAAUGCAUCUUGUCACUGGAUUUCUUAAUGUUUUUCCAACAUUAGGAAAUCUUUUGACAUAAUUCAUUGUGCAAAUUUCAUACUACAUUGUUGAAAUCAGUCCUUUUAUUUGGAAUUUUUGCAUCUAUAAUCACAAAUGUUAAAGUAAUUAAACAAGGAGGCCAUUUGACUGAGUUGGCUCUGAUGCCUUGGUAGCCUACAUAAGCAAACCAAAAUCUAACCCAGAGUAGAUGCACCUGAAUCCAACAAAAUCAAACUUAAGACCAACCAAUCACAAAAGCCAACUUAGUUUUCCCAAAUAGGGGAACUGCUUAAGUGAUAUCCAAUCAAAUAAUUUCCUUGCUUGGCUUAGUGGUCUUCUUUACAAAAACCUUUCCAAUAGCUCCUGUUGGUGGAGCGCUCCUAACCACUUUCGGUUUGAUACUGCCUAAUUCAAAUCAAUAUAUGCUCAAAUAAACUCUUGAACAUUUUAACGUGCCUCAGUUUAUCUUUUAACACAAAUGCAACUGAUUAAUACUUUUCUUUUGGCCCAUCUGUAUCAGGUUUUAUACUAGGUACACAAAAUUAGACAGCAUUCCAUCUUUUCCUUGGAUCCAAAUAAAUCGAAUAAUCAUUAUAAGUUCAAAAGUUAGCUAAAACCCAGCUAUAACCAUCUGGUAACUUUUUAAUGGUACAUAUUUUAAGAUAUAUUUAAAUUUUAUUUGGUUAUUAUUCUAUUCAGGUUUUCCAGUUCUUAGUAGAAAUUAAUAAUUUAAAUUUUACUAGAAAAUCUACAAUUAUUUUUACCAUGGUUAUAGAGUUGCACAUAACAGCCUCAGAAUUCUUUCCAAAUCUGUGUCUAUGGUUUAACCUCUCUCAUUUCUAAUGUUUUUGUUUUAAUUUCUUUUUUGUUUUGUUAUUGUUUAUCAAUAUUGUGUUUCACUUAUCCUUUAGAACCAAACUGUGAAUUUUUAAAAUCUGGCCCACUUUUCUAUUUUCUAGUUCAUUAAUUUCAGAGUCUAUACUUAUUCAUUUUAUACUUAACAAAUUUAAUACGUAAUGUUUCAUAAGAAGAACAUGAUUAUGUCCAAAAUAUAAGGGAAUACUCUAAGGUAAAAAGAAAAUAUUCAUAAUUACAUGUCCUAGAAAUUAACUACUGUUAACAAAUAUUAGUGUAACUUUCCAGAGAUCUUAAGUGCCUUUCCAUCUCUGUUUAUGUACUUAUACAAAGUUUGAAAACAGAUUACAUGAUAUAUAGAGGUUAGUAUUGGUACUCCAUUACUUCCACUCCGGACUCAGGGCUGCCCUCCUUCAACCUCCCGCUGGCCCUUCUCAGAGUCUCCCACCCUGAGCUCAAGACUGCCCCACUUCAGUCUCUCCGCCACAUCCCCACCCUGCUAAGCUAGGACUACAUUUCCCAGACGCCUCCAGGGUGGGCCCAGCCCCUACUGGGCGCCCCUGUGAUCCCCCAGCCCCUACUGGGCGCCCCUGUGAUCCCGCCCGAAUUAUGCUGAACAGCCGGGACAUCUGGCUGUAGUCUUACGGUGUUCCAGACUGAGGACCGCGCUUCCCAGUGGAGCCCGCGACUGGAGAGUGAAUUCUCAGGGGAAACCUGGGCACCCAGCUCGACCAGGAUUGUGGGGCGCCAAGGGCUGAACCGCCCAGGUGCGGGAGGACUCCUAGUUCGUGGCAUGGCGGGGAGUGGUCCUCUCCUGAUCCCACGCUCAGAGCGCGGCUCCGUGUGGAGAGAACUUUGGACGGUCGGCCUCCCGGCCUCUAACUACAGUUGCUAGAGGCCUCUGGGCAUCUCCCAGUUUGGGGCGAGGCUGUUGCAGACGGGUUAACCUCGGGGACUCGGACGUCCUCGUGGCCGACCCCUCCUCCCUUUCCCUGGCUGUGCGCUAUCUUUCCCAGAAGCCUCCACGGUCCACAACCUUUUCUUACCCCUGGCGGCCACCUAUUGCUCCUGGACCUGUGGGUUCGCCCAGGUCCGCAGAGGAUGCUCGGGCGCGGCUGGGCGGCCAGGUGUGGGCUUCACUGAAGGUUUGGAACACACCGCGACCCUGGGCGGAAAAGACUUGUGCCGGCCGGGCACUGGCUGGAGUUUCCUCCUCUGGACAAUAUUUUCCCAAGGGCUCCACGGCGCAUGCACUUCCGUUUAAAGUUGGCUGGCCAGUGAAUCCAGAAGAGGAGAAGAGCCGCCGUGCAUCAGAAGUCAUGGGGGAGGGCUUGAAGUUCAAAGAUGUGGCGAUUUACUUCUCUCAAAAGGAGUGGGAAUGCUUGCACUCUACUCAGAAGGAUUUGUACCAGGAUGUAAUGUUGGAGAAUUAUAACAACCUGAUCUCACUGGGACUUUCUGAUUCUAAGCCAGAUGUGAUCUCCUUACUGGAGCAGAAGAAGGAGCCGUGGAUGGUUAAGAGGAAAGAGACAAGAGAAUGGUGCCCAGAUUGGGAGUCCAAGAGAAGAGAGACCAAGAAUUUAUCUCCAAAGGAGAACAGUUGUGAAAUUAAAUCAUUACAACAGGAGAUAACAAAAAGACUUACACACUCUAACCUUGAGUGCACUAGGGUCAGAGAUAACAGAGAAAUCAAAUGCCACUUGGAGAGACAACAGAAGGGCCAUUUCAGACAAGCUGUAAUAACCUCUGAAGAAAGGUCCACUUCCACUCAGUGCACAGUUCAUAGAGUACCUCAGACAAUUCAUACCAGAGCAAAGUCCUGUGAAUGCAAGGAAUGUAAGGAAGCUUUAGGGUCCCAAUCACACCAUAUUCAACAUGAAAGAAGUCAUAAUAAGGAAGAAGACUCUAAAUGUGGAGAAUGUGGGGAAGCCUUUAAUAGUAGGUCAGACUUGAUUAAGCAUCAGAGAAUUCAUGAAAGCAAAAAAAGUACUGAAAAUAAGAAAUGUGCCUUUGUUCAUGACUCUGAAAUUACUAAACCUCAGAGCAUUAGUACUGGUGAGAAAACUCAUAAUUGUAAGGAAUGCGGGAAAGCCUUUCAUUCUAGCUCACAACUUAGCAAACAUCAAAAGAUUCAUAUAGGUGAGAAACCCUUUAAAUGUAAGGAGUGUGGGAAGGCCUUUCCAUCUACCUCACAACUUAAUUUACAUCAAAGAAUUCAUACUGAUGAGAAAUACUAUGAAUGUAAGGAAUGUGGGAAAGCCUUUACCCGUCCCUCACACCUUUUUCGACAUCAGAGAAUCCACACUGGUGAAAAACCCCAUAAAUGUAAGGAAUGUGGGAAAGCUUUUCGUUAUGACACACAACUUAGUCUUCAUCAGAUCAUCCAUACUGGUGAAAGACGCUAUGAAUGUAAGGAAUGUGGAAAGGUCUAUAGUUGCGCCUCACAGCUGAGUCUGCAUCAAAGAGUUCAUACUGGUGAGAAACCUCAUAAAUGUAAGGAAUGUGGGAAAGCUUUUAUCUCUGAUUCACAUCUUAUUCGACAUCAGAGUGUUCAUACUGGUGAGAAACCAUAUAAAUGCAAGGAAUGUGGGAAGUCCUUUCGUCGUGGCUCAGAACUUACUCGACAUCAGAGAGCUCACACUGGUGAGAAACCCUAUAAGUGUAGGGAAUGUGAAAUGGCCUUUACUUGUAGCACAGAACUUAUUCGACAUCAAAAAGUUCACAGUGGUGAGAGACCCCAUAAAUGCAAGGAAUGUGGGAAGGCUUUUAUUCGAAGGUCAGAACUUACCCAUCACGAGAGAAGUCAUAGUGGUGAAAAACCCUAUGAGUGUAAGGAAUGUGGGAAGGCCUUUGGUCGUGGUUCAGAACUUAGUCGGCACCAGAAAAUUCAUACUGGUGAGAAACCCUAUGAAUGUAAGGAAUGUGGGAAGGCCUUUUUUCGUGGCUCACACCUCAGUCAACAUCAGAGAAUUCAUACGGGACAGAGGAGUGAAUGAAGACUUGGGAGAAGACUCAGAAUUUAAUUGACAUCAGAAAGUCAUGCUAGUAAAACAAACAAAAACCCCUGUGAUUGUAAGGAAUGUGGGGAAGCAUUUGAAGAUAGGAGCUUACUCAGUAUCAGAGUUCAUACUGUGGAUGUAAGGCCUUUAUUUAAGGGCCAGAAUUUAUGUGACCUUUGUUACUGAUGAGAAACCUUAUAAAUGUUAAGAAUUGGGAGAGGGUUUAUGUGUGUUUCAGAGUUUAUUAAACAUGAGAGUUCAGUUGGUGAAAACUCUGUGAAUAUAAGGAAAGUGGGAAGGCUUAGGAAGCAGUGAAUGUGGUAAAGACAGUCAUUCAAACUUGGCUCAACAUCAGGGUCAUUAGCCCUUAUGGGAAAUAGAGGAUUCAUAGUAAAAGUGUCAUAUAUAUGAGACACCAGUUUGUUUUAGCUAACAAGUUAUUCAUAUGAUAAUUAUUACUUGAGGAAGGCUACGUUAAUGUUAAAAAUAUAGCACUUCUUCCAUCCCACUCAAAUCUCAUUAAAUAUUUGCAAGCUCAUUCUCUGAAAUUAACCUGGGCUGAAUCAGAGUGGGAAAGGAUUGAACCAGUGUUUAGGCUUUACUCGCCUUCACCAUUGUAACUCAUUUCUUACAGGGCAAUUUACUUAACUAUGUCUAAAUUUUCUCAAUUAUAAGUUAGUAAUAUUAGCACCAUAUUUCUUAGUAGCAUUGUGAAGAUUAAAUAAUUACAUUAUAUCCCUUAGAAUAGUGUCAGGCUCGUAUUGAAGUUGUGUUAAAUAGGAGCUGCUUUUAUUGUACUUUUCUUUAUUUUCAUAAUUGUGUUUAUUAGAGAUCAUAUGAGAGAAAGGCCUAUGUGUCAGUGACUAUAAGACACCUUUCUUUAUUGAGUGUUAGGUAAUUCCUUCUGGAGGAAGAUUAAAAACUGACGUUUUCCUUCAUAGGUUGCCCUUUUCCCCAUCAGUGAAUUCACAAUGGAAUAUCCCCAGGAGAAUAAAGAGGAGUUGCUGGGAGAUCAGAGGGAAGAUUUAGAUGAUUUAUUAGAACCUUCCAAAAACAAGACGUAUGCCACAAUCUGCCUCUCUUCUAGAGAAUUACAAAAUAACAAAGCCUUAGCCAAAAUCUAUUCCUCCACAAGGAAAUUUAAAAGAUACCUGUAUAAAUACUUUUUAUAUUAAAAAGGGAAUCAAGGCAAAUUACCAUUAGGAAUGAAUGACAAAGAGACAACUACAUGUUGAAAUUUGUAGGAUGCAACAAAGCUGCACUCUGAGGAAAAUUAGCUUCUUUCAAUAUGUGGAGAAAACAGGAACAAUUAAAGGCCAGGAUUCCUUCUCAGUUCACUGUACUUGGUGCACUGCUUGUUUCUCGUAGGUUCCCAGUAAACAUUUGUUGAUGGGAAGAAUGAGAGGGAGAAUGAAAAGGCAUUCGAGUAUGUAGAAAAGGUCUAACAAAAUAAGUGCAAAGCCAGAAAAAAACCUUGAAAGCUUUUUUUUUUUUUUAAAAAAAAAGAUUACACUCUAAAAAGAAAAAACUCAAGUACAUGAAUGAGAAAGGAUAUGAAACUACAAAAACAGAGGUGAUUUCAAGAAGGCAAUGUUGUGGCAGACACCGUGGGUUGCCUGUCAUCAGUGUUAACUGUUCUCCCUUUUCCAGGAUUGCCUGCUCCCCACCUUAGUCUGUGCCAGAUGUGGGCUCUCCUAGCUUGUUUUGCAUCUGGGCAUGUGUAUCACGGUCCUGGCCACAGAAGUUCCAAGCAAGAAUCUGCAAGUGGACUUCAGUUAAGUUUUCUUUGCUAAUAAAGUAGAAGGAAAUAGUCUUCCUAUAUACAGGAUGCACGUCUGUGUGUCUGUAUGAUACCUGGCAUUGUGGCCAUUUUGCAAGCAGAAAGGAAGGGGCUGAAAUUGGCACAGGGAGAGGGUGGAAUUACGUGUGUCCUUGACAUUAUUGAGCUGGUGAAAAAAUUCAGAACUACCCUGUCCCUGGGUUUGUAUGAAAUUAAGAAACUCCGUACGUACCUGUUAUGAGUUUAUACUCAUCUUUUUAUAAUAUAUCUGAGUCCUGGAAAAAAUUAUUUUCAUAUAUACAUAUAUAUAUACACACAUUCAACUUUAGUAAGAUGAGAAAAUGUUUAUAUUCAGCUUUUUUAUAGUAUAUCUGAAAUUGUAGAAAAGCAUUUUCUUAAAUAUUAGACAUAUAUAUGUGUUUAUAUGUAUACGUUUGUUCAGUGAGAUGUAGGAAGUGUUCAUUUACAUUCAACAUUUUAUAGUGUAUGUUUAUAUUCAGCUUUUUACAGUAUUUCUGAAAUCUUUGAAAAGUAUUAUUUUCCUGAAUAAAGUAAGAGCCACGAAAAAACUGAUUAGAGCUACACCAUGUAAUUUCUCUAGUACCAGAGAUACUACAGAUAAAAUCUUCUACGUCUUCAAGAUACAAAGAGUCACAGCUAUAAGACUAGCUUAAGCCUUGUACCCUUUUACCAGAUUUGUAAAAGGACAGCAUCCAAAUCAAAUGAGCUAUAAAAAUAAUCCAUUGUACUCAUAGCAUAUGAACAUUCCAAUUGAAAUAGCAAGUCAAAUCUAGGAAUUUACGGAAAGAAGAAAAUAGGGUUUUAAAAUCUAAAUCAUGACUUUACCUGUGCAAUUGUUAAAAAAUGUAAUAUAUAAAUGUACUGUUUACACAUUGAAAGCUGGACACUAAAAUAACUAUUACCCACUGAAAGUAGUAGACAAGAAACUAUUACAGCAUAUGCAUACUCAUCUGCUGUGAAGAGCCUGCAGCUGUCCAUGUAAUCCUACCUCAUGGUCUGUGGACGUUCUUAACAUUUGCAAUAAUCACCAUCCAGUGGAUUCCACUUUUACCUCAUGCUUUAUAAAAACAAGUUUAAUGUAAACAUGUAUUACAUAAUAAACCAGUCAUAGCUAAAUAUCA